Somion occarium is the source of this 1360-nucleotide messenger RNA. NCBI's taxonomy places the organism in Eukaryota, Fungi, Basidiomycota, Agaricomycetes, Polyporales, Cerrenaceae. The record is from the annotation of a GenBank genome assembly.
GCUUUCAAUUCUAUGUACGCACACUUCUCCAAGUUCUUGACAUUGCUGCUCGUGAGCGUGAUGCGGAUUUUGUGGAUUUUUGCCUGGGGCACAGGGGCGCCCGUAGCGUCGUACUCUUUUUCACCCUUAGCGACGUAACUCAUCCUGGUUUUGCUGGAGAGUCAGAUGGUGACUAGAAAAACAUCUGGUUUGGUGUAUAGCGGCGAAAAAUAGAGUUUUGGAGGAUCAAUGACUGCGGCAUCUGCCGACAUUCCCUUUACGGGAUAUGGGCGCUCCACGAGGCGAAGGAGCGCUUACCAACUACUUGCUUCCGUCUGUCAUGCAAGGCUUCAACAAGUACUAUCCUCCUGACUACGACGGCGAGAAACACGGGAGCCUCAAUGCUUACAGAGGCAAGCAUGCACUCGGCGAUCGAGCUCGUAAGCUCGACCAAGGCAUCCUGAUCACCCGUUUCGAGCUUCCAUUCAACAUUUGGUGUGGAACAUGCAACAAUCACAUUGGUAUGGGCGUCCGUUACAAUGCGGAGAAGAAGAAGAUCGGGAACUACUAUUCGACACCCAUAUACUCGUUCCGAUGCAAAUGUCACCUUUGUGACGGAUGGUUUGAGAUUCAAACUGACCCAAAGAACACACGUUAUGUUGUCACUUCUGGAGCGAGACAGAAGGAGGAAGAAUGGGACCCAGAGGAGAAUGGCGGAUUUGCAGUGCAUGACACCGAGGGCAAGGAUGGACCAGUUGAUCCUCUCGCAGCACUUGAGAAAACAACGGAGGCGCAAAACCACAUGAAUAAUGUCCAGAAGCCUCGUUUGGAAUCGUUACAAUCCCUCGCAGAUCAUUACGGAUCAGAUCCAUACUCACUCUCUAUCAAAGCUCGGAAACGUUUUCGGGUGGAGAAGAAGAUUGACAAGGAGAAACAAGCCGCAGAUGACCAACUGAAGGGAAAGUAUGGUCUUCCGGAAACUUUGCCCUUGCAGGACGAGGACGAAGAGAUUCGGUCACAAGCGAAAGACGAUUGGCUGAAAGGCAGACUGGCGCUAGAGGCAGAGCAGAAUACGAGGAAACGAAAGUUGGUGGAGAUUAGUGUCGUCCCGCGGCUAAUCCCCUUGUCGAGCACCUCUUCUGGACGAUCUUUAAAUAAUUCGACCGCUGCAUCAGAUCCAGUUGCUUCACUCCGCGCACGGAUAUUGGCGAAUACUGCUCGUCGGAAGCCUCCAGACAGCAAGUUGGGUGUGUUUCGGAGAUAGAUCUUGCAUUCUGAUUUCAUUUUAUCUUUAUACCACUGUAUUGUAGCUGGAUGGAAUUGGCUGUAGCUUUAGCUUGUAAUUCAUGGUAGUCUCUGUCUCGCAGACCUUUAGCUCCAA